Messenger RNA from Hypanus sabinus (Atlantic stingray), 1006 nucleotides. RefSeq names its product troponin I, slow skeletal muscle-like. NCBI's taxonomy places the organism in Eukaryota, Metazoa, Chordata, Chondrichthyes, Myliobatiformes, Dasyatidae. Gene Ontology annotation, biological process: muscle contraction. Gene Ontology annotation, cellular component: troponin complex. The transcript has 6 exons. The record is from RefSeq and is a predicted model, not a curated record. Bases 30 to 542 code for a protein of 170 amino acids.
GAAGGGCCAAAAUCCCAAUUGCACGUAAAAUGCAUCUCAAGAGUCUGAUGCUUGCAUUUGCAUCCAAGAAACUGGAAAAAGAGAAGGGUGAAAAAGAUACUGAGAAAAAUCGUGUGCUUAAGGAGAUCGUGCCACAAUUUAACACAUCGAGCCUGUCAGUUCAGGAAUUGCAAAGUAUGUGCAAGAAAUUUCACCAGAUGAUCGAUGGUGUUGACGCAGAACGCUAUGACAUUGAAGUUAAAGUAUCUAAAAAUGCCAAAGAGGUAAAUGACUUAACUCAGAAAGUCUUAGAUCUCAAAGGCAAAUUCAAACGCCCCACUCUACGUAGAGUCAGAGUAUCGGCUGAUGAAAUGUUGGGUGCUCUAGCAGAGACCUCUCACAAAACUUCAUUGGAUUUGAGGUCAAAUUUAAAAUCAGUGAAAAAGGAGGAUGAAAAGGAGCACAAGCAGGUUGAAGUCCAUGACUGGCGGAAGAACGUAGAAGCAAUGUCUGGUAUGGAAGGAAGAAAGAAAAAAUUUGAUACUGGUGCUCCACCUCAAUAACAGAUCAUUUUGGAAUGUGGACAUUAUGAGAAGCAUAUCUGAAAGACAAGAGUCCAACUGAGAUGGAAUGCCAUACAUGAGGGUCGAAGACAUGCUCAACUAGAGGAGUUACUGAAUGAGACACUAUCUGAAUUCAUGAAAGACUACAGUAGGAGGUUUUAACUCCCCCUGCACAAAGACCUUUUCAAUUUUGAAAAUAGGUAUGCUUUGACUUUCAUAGAACUUAACAUGUAGCUUUGCACUGUGAAAUGACCUAAAGUUAGAGAAAUAUCAAAAAUCCACAGCCUUUAAAAAUAAUGACUGAUAUAUGGUAAUAUUUCGAAGGUUUAUGAUGAACUACUACUCAGAGUGUAAAGGGUAUUGUGAAAUCAACAGUUACUUUGGUCUCCUGAAAGAAAUUCAAACAUUUGUGUAAUAUGCAAUGCACUGCAAUUUGUGUUUAACUUACAAACAAGUAUUGAUGA